GCGGCUGCCAUCGGGGUCAUGCUGGUCCUGGUGCUGGUGGUCCUCAUCCCCGUCCUGGUCAGCUCCGUGGGCACCGACACCAGCCACUUUGAAAUGCUGGGUACCUGCCGCAUGGUGUGCGACCCCUACCUGAACAAGGGCACCACGGCCAGCAGCACCAGCUCCAGUGGCAUCCAGGCGGAGGCCGAGGCCCUCAGCGACAACAGCAACAUGCCCUCCACGCUGGUGCAGGGCCCCCAGGGCAAGCAAGGCAGGCAAGGUAAACCUGGACUCCCGGGACCGCCUGGAGAGCCAGGGCCACCGGGGCCAGUGGGACCCCCUGGAGACCGAGGGUCUGGAGGGAGGACUGGGAUUUUGGGGUUGGGGGGGAACGGAGCUAUCAGCACGGCCACCUACAGCACAGUGCCCCGGGUGGCCUUUUAUGCAGGGCUUAAGAACCCCCAUGAAGGCUAUGAGAUCCUUAAGUUUGACGACGUGGUCACCAACUUGGGAAACAACUACGACGGCAUCUCAGGCAAGUUCAUCUGCAGCAUUCCUGGCACCUACUUCUUCAUCUACCAUGUGCUGAUGAGAGGAGGGGAUGGGACCAGUAUGUGGGCAGACCUCUGCAAAAAUGAACAGGUGCGAGCCAGUGCCAUUGCCCAGGACGCUGACCAGAACUAUGACUACGCCUCCAAUAGCGUCAUCCUCCACCUAGACGCAGGCGACGAGGUCUAUAUCAAGCUGGACGGGGGCAAGGCUCACGGCGGCAACAACAACAAAUACAGCACCUUCUCUGGGUUCAUCCUCUACGCCGACUGAACCCACGCAGGUGGCACGUCCAGAGAGAGAAAGACAAAGUAAGAGAGUAAGAGAAACAGUUGUAAUGAGGGAAGGAAGGGGUUAAAAGCCAGAAUGCUUUCUAGUUUCCUGGUUCUCUCCAUCUUCACACCAACCUCUGCUUAUAAAACACAUCAGCCCCAAAUCAAGGUUCUCCAGCUCAGCUCGGCCUGCCUGCCUGUCUGCCGUGCUGUGAGGGAGGGAGGGAGGGAGAACACGAUGAUAGGGGAGGGAGUAGUGAGGGGUGAAACUUGGUAGAGAGAGGUGCCCUCCUCAUCAGAAUUCUAACCUGUCAGUUGCUCCUUGCUUUCCUCCUCCUCAAACUGGAAAAUAAACCAACUAACGCCAAGUGGAUCCGGCCUCAUCAUCUUCUCUCCUUAACAGUUGGCUAUAUGGACUCUGUUGACUGAAAUUGUCCUAUCUUGUCGUUGUGUGCUUUUCCUUAGAAUGUCAGUAUUUUACUUUUGUAAAAGAUACUACUACAUCGUAUAUUUACACAAAAGAGGAUAUUAAAAAUAUGUUUGUCCCUUGUGAGAAAAAAAACUUGAUUUUGAGAGAAUGGUUUUGUGAGAUGUUGAUUGUGAUUCAGAAGCCUUUAGUUGAGAAAUGGAAACAAAAGGUGUCAUUAUGGUUUCUAACGGUAUAUGAUUUCUUGCAUUUGACAGCUGGCGAUCACAUGGUGUUUGUUUAUGGGUGAUGUCAGCUGUGGGAACACAGACCUGGUUUGUGGCUGAAUGUUAUUCAUGCAUAGGAUGUUAUACAGAUACAACAUUACAUUUUCCUUGUCCCAUCCAACGUAUCUAGAGUCUCUAUCCUUGCCCCUUGUCCCAUCCCUAUACCCCAAUCCUAUUUGUCUAUACAGGGCCAAAGUGGGUUGAAAAUAGACUAAAAUGUAUAUUAGAUAUUCUAGUUAAGUAGAUAUCCUCCACCAUCAAUGAAGCCACAUAUUCAGAUUCUGAGGUAACCUAGAGAGAGAGAGAGAAAUUGAGCGAGAGAGAGAGAGAGAGAGAGAAAUGGAGAGAGAAAUGGAGAGAGAGAGAGAGAAAUGGAGAGGGGGGGUGGGAAGUUUUUAUGGCGAGGCAGAUUUUCUGUUUCAGUGUCUGAGGCUUCACUGGAUGUAAUUCGUCAUUAGCUGCAUAUUCACUGAUACAUACAAGCAUUAUGGUAAUAUUUACUCAACAUGGCGGGCUGACAGCUUGCUUAAGAAUGAAAUUGAUUGGGUGAGUGAGUGACUUGGCUUCUUAGCAUUGUGUGUAUGUGUAUGUGUGUGUGUGUGGGUGUGUGUGUGCGUGUGUGCAUGUGUGUGUGUGUGUGUGUGUGCGUGUGUGUGCGUGAAUGUCUGUGUUGGUGUGUGUGCGUGAAUGUCUGUGUUGGUGUAUUUGAGUGUUUGCAUCAGAGCAUGCGCCGUGCCAUUGCUACAUUGUUGUUUUUCUGUUAAUCUGUGCUACAGCCAAUGACAGAUAUUUUACUCAGCAGACAAUGAGAUUGCAUUACGUAGGGAGGGGAGCCUCUGUAGAGAUGAUGAUAAGAACAAACAGCUUGUAAAUGAAAUCUAUGCUAUGUUUGUCUAUCUAAUUGUAUCUUUUUGAAUUGUUGAAUACAUUUAAAUAAUAAAUGGGAUUUUCGGAG
This is a messenger RNA of Salvelinus namaycush (lake trout), 2448 nucleotides long. Its product is annotated as C1q-related factor-like. The transcript has 2 exons. NCBI's taxonomy places the organism in Eukaryota, Metazoa, Chordata, Actinopteri, Salmoniformes, Salmonidae. The record is from RefSeq and is a predicted model, not a curated record. Bases 19 to 801 code for a protein of 260 amino acids. Gene Ontology annotation, molecular function: protein binding.